AUGUGGUCCAGGAUACGGCGGAUAGGCUCCGCUGCAGCGGGAGCUCUUUUAUUAGCAGGAGGCCUCCUCUCCCAGCCCACUCUCGCCGAUGUCGUCGAGGGCCAAGCUACCUUUGUCUCCGAAGACAAGGCCAUCGCCUUUGGCUUCACAGUCCCUGAUGUCACCGACGAUGACUUCUUCUUCUCCAUCCGAAUCCCCAAGGACUAUUCUUGGGGUGCCAUCGGCCUCGGCUCCGAAGAUAUGGACGGUGCCCUCGUGCUCAUGAUCUACAGAAACGAAGAAGGCAACAACGUCACCUUCAGCCCCCGCUACUCCCGCGGCGACUACGAACCAACCUACUACCCCCAAUUCGAAUACCUCACCCUCCCCGGCACCGGCAUAACCGACGACCACCUCGUCUUCUCCGCCCACUGCCUCUCGGGAUGCCGCUCCUGGCCCGGCGGCUACAUGGACAUCAACGACAACAACCAAAAGGGCAUCUACGCCCUCGGCCCCCGCGAGUCCCUUCGCUCCAACGACCCCGCCGCCCCGAUCAAGUACCACUCGCGCUACGGCUCCUUUGGCAUUCAGAUGGGCCAGACGCUAGGCCAUGCUGAUGCGCCUGAGCUGUCGGAUAAGUCGGAGAAUCAGUUUACGGAGCAGCAUGAGCAGAAGAGUGGGAAGUUUGAUGCCAAGUCUACGUUUCACGCUGUUGCUAUGAUUUUGGUGUUUAUUGUGUUGUUGCCCAUUGGCGUGUUUGUUUUGAGGGUUGCCAAUUCGGUUAAGGGACAUGCUGUUAUUCAGGGAAUUUCCCUCCUUGGCGCGCUUGGGGGACUUGGGUUGGGUGUUAUCACGAGUUUCCACUAUCAAAGGUCGCGGAAAUUCGUCUCGACCCACCAAGUCAUCGGCUUCAUCGUCAUUGCCGGCCUCAUCGGACAAUUUGUUAUCGGCGUCCUGCACCACCUCCGCUUCAAGAAACGCCAAGUCCCCGGCAAGCUACGACCCGUCCACCUCUGGCUUGGCCGCAUCGUCAUCCUCCUCGGCGCCGUCGACGCAUUCAUCGGCUUCCAAUUCGCACUCGCCAGCAUGCUCAACAUCAUCCUAGCAAUCCUCAUCCUCCUCCUAACAGCCACCGUCUCCCUCCUCACCUUCCACAAGGGUCUCCGCGCCCGCAUCUCCGGCCACCGCGCCUCCGCCGGCUCCGGCUUCGUCUUCCCCUCCUCCUCGGCCGCGGCUAAGGGCUACAACAACCCACCCGAACCCUGGCGUCGAGACCUCGAUGACGACGCCGUGCCAUAUCGUGAUUCCGUCACCGGCGGCGGCGAAGGCUCCGGGAAGCGCGGCGGCGGUGAACGCGGUAUUGAUCUCGGUAGGAGGGAGUAUUCGCCUUCGCCGCAGCAGAUUGGGUUGAUGGACGUUAAUGCUACGAGAGUGGCAAGGAAUCAGGAUCUGGGUCCUGAGCAGUCGACGAGGGAUUUUGUGUAA
Messenger RNA from Scedosporium apiospermum, 1464 nucleotides. RefSeq lists its product as uncharacterized. The transcript has 6 exons. NCBI's taxonomy places the organism in Eukaryota, Fungi, Ascomycota, Sordariomycetes, Microascales, Microascaceae. The coding region runs from base 1 to 1464 and encodes 487 amino acids. The record is from RefSeq and is a predicted model, not a curated record.